Symbiodinium pilosum is the source of this 1923-nucleotide messenger RNA. The record is from the annotation of a GenBank genome assembly. Lineage: Eukaryota; Dinophyceae; Suessiales; Symbiodiniaceae.
AUGCAGGAUGUCCGUGAAGCCUUUAAGCAGACAGUGGGCGAAACCAUCCGUAGCGAUGAGCUCGCCUCUGUGCUGCAGACCUGCGGGGUCGAUGCUGCCUCGGUGGAGUUUCUGCUCCAACAAGCCCAACGCUUCACUGAGAACGAGGUUGUCAGCGUGAGCGCCUUCUGCGACUCGCUUCUCCAGGCUCCACGGACACUUUCCUUAGGCAAGUCCGUGGCUCAGGUGAGUGGCGUGGAGACCUGGAAUGCGCACGAUGACGACCUGAAGCAGAUUGCUGCGAUGUUAAGCGGCAUGUGUAAGGCCAACACAGUGCCGGAGGCACUCAAAGAGGUGCACGCACUCCUUUCGCUCGGCCAUGACUUGUGGACAUACGCCUACAUGCGAAAGCUUUAUGACCGCAGCCCCGACCUCUUCUACGCUACCAUCGCAGAAGAGCCGGCCAAGCUGCUACCCGCAGUGUACACACCCACAGUUGGUGAGGCUUGUCAGAAGUUUGGCAAGAUGCCGCAAUACCGCCGCGGCUGCUACCUUUGCAUAUCCGACCGCGGUUACUUCAAAGAAGUGCUGCGUGAGUAUGCCGAGGCAGAGCUUGAGAAGGACGCCGAGGGCAAGUACCUCUGCGACUGCAUCGUUUUCUCCGAUGGCGGCCGCAUCCUUGGAUUGGGUGACUUGGGUGCAUGGGGUAUGGGCAUUCCUAUCGGCAAGCUGGACCUCUACACUGUGUGCGCGGGCUUCAACCCCUCCCGAACAAUCCCGCUGAUUAUUGAUGCCGGAUGCUCGGGACCGGAGGGCAACACUGACCGCCUGGUCAUCCGGGACAAUCCCCUCUACACGGGCAUGAAGCAGGGCCGUGUGACACAUAAGUCCCCGCAGGGAACGAUUGUGAACACAGCAUAUUAUGGGGAGGGGAAUGUCAUUGAAGAGUUCAUGAAAGCUGCCACUGAGCUCUUUGGUCAGAAGUGUCUACUUCAGUUUGAGGACUUCAACUCCAACGAUGCCUUCCCAUUGCUGGCAGAGUAUCGCAACAAGUUCUUGACUUACAACGAUGACAUCCAGGGCACUGCGGCGGUUGCACUGGCCGCCCUCCUAGGGUCGAUGAAGCUCCGCGACCCCACCUGCAACGUGCGCGAGGCGCUCUUAAAACAGACGUUCCUGUUUCAUGGUGCUGGCUCUGCCAACAUUGGCCUGAUGAAGCUGUUGAACGAAGAGGCUGGGGUGCCUCUGUCUUCCAUCUUCGUUACCAACUCUCGCGGCCUGAUAUGGCGCUCUGAGGACGGAACCCACGGCAGCUUCCGUAACGGGGAGCAAAAGGCCUUUGCCCAGGUUGGCGAACCUGUGUUCGAUUCCAAAAACCUGGCCACCUUGGUGGAGAAUGUGAAGCCCACCUGCGUGGUGGGGGCUGUGGGCGUUUCUCCAAACUGCUUUACGAAGGCGAUGAUCGAGGCCCUCUUGGCCAUCUCGAAGAGGCCUGUGGUUUUCGCCCUUUCCAACCCCAAGACUCAGGCAGAAAUCACAGCCAGCGAUGCCUACGAGUGGUCCAAGGGCAAGGUGAUCUUCGGCUCUGGAACCUGGUUCGCCCCGGUAGAGCAGGACGGAAAGACAUUUGCACCAGGACAGGUAAACAACGUCUAUAUCUUCCCAGGCAUGUCCUUCGGCGCUGUCUGCUGCCAGGCCUCCAGCAUCCCCGAGCGGCUCUUCCUCGCGGCAGCUGAGGCAGUGGCCAACAGCUUGGGGGAUGAGGAAAUGGCCCUGGACAUGGUGGUCCCCAAGCGAGACCGCAUCCAGGAAGUUUCCCUCAACGUGGCGUCGGCUGUAGUCUUGGAGGCACAGUCCAUGGGCCUUGCAGGCCGCACCCUCGGGGCUGAUUGGGCCACCGUGAAGUCUGCUUUAGACGGCAUGCGGUGGAAGCCGCAGCCGUGA